Purpureocillium lilacinum is the source of this 1023-nucleotide messenger RNA. RefSeq lists its product as uncharacterized. The record is from RefSeq and is a predicted model, not a curated record. Lineage: Eukaryota; Fungi; Ascomycota; Sordariomycetes; Hypocreales; Ophiocordycipitaceae.
AUGAAGGGAACAGCCACCGUCGCGGCCUUGGGCCUCUCUGGCCUGGCCUCGGCCGCCAUCUGCAACAACAACUGCGGCCGCCAAGUUGCGGGAACGGCUGCCGGCAAGGUGCCACUCGAGACUCGCCGGGCCAUGUGCUCGUCGUUUCUGGCCACGACGACGACGGUCACUCCUCCUGUUGCCACGCAGACUCCUCCGGUUGUGUACAACCGCAACGUGCACAACCGCGCAGCGGCCUCGCCCACUGUGACUGGCGAUGUCCCGGCUUACGCGACCAUGUGCUCGAGCAACGUCGACUACUGGUCCGCGUGCCAGUGCUUUGGCAUCGCGCCCACGACCAUUACCGUCACGGCCCCGACACCCACCACUACGCUCGCCACGCCCACCUGCACGCAGGGCGUUGAGUACGCCCUGUGGGUGUUUGACGCCGACUCUCCGCAGGCCGAGGAGCUGGGUAUCGCCUGGCAGUACUUCCCCGCGGUGAACCGCAACAGUCUCGUCGCAGGCGUCACCCCUGUCCAGAGCGGCGUCGUCGCGCAGGUCGGCUUCCCGCAGUGGAUGGACUACAACAACCCGCUGCGGUUCGACGGCAUCUCUGGGCCCGCGGGCACGGGUAUGGAGUACAACGUGCUCGAGCACCGCGGGUACCUGGUCCCGUCCGCGGCCGGCACGUACGCGUUCCAGUUCAGCUCGGUCGACGACGUCGCGGCCGUCUGGGUCGGCGCCCACGCCAAGAGCGACAUCACCACGAGCCAGUCGGUGCUCAACGGCACGCUGGGAGACUUUAACCCUCCCCUGCGGUACGCCCACACUGUCGCGUCGGCGGACGUGGGCAAGCCCGUGCCGUUCCGCGUCUUUUGGGCCAACGCCGGGGGUCCCGCCGGCCACCUGUGGAACGUGGUUGACCCCAGCGGCGCGGAGGUUUUGGGCUAUGGCACGCAAAAGAAUAAGCAGAUUAUUGCGAGCUGCUCGGGUGCUGGCACGGACGCGCCUGCGUGGCCCGCGUGGACGAGCGAGUCUUAG